GUAACAAAUUAAAUAUUUUCUCGAAUUCGAAUUUUUGAAUUAAAUGUCUAGAAAGUGGCUUGUCAAUUUUAGCUUUUAUAAAUUCCAAAUGUUUAUAUGAUGAUCCAGAGAUUAGGAAUGCGAAUUUCGAGUAGAUUUCCUCUUCCAAUUCUGUGCGCUUUCAUAUUUGUUUUUGCACUGAUCGUGAUAUGGUUCCAAAGAUUAUCUAGCACGACAGCAAUCAUCCAUGAAAACAGCGAUGAAAAUGUGAGAAGCUUCAACUUCAAGGAUGCUGAUGAGAUUUUUAGACAGUGUAUUGGUACAGACAUCACACUUGAUAAUUUGCAUGAAAUUUUGAAUAAAUGGAGUAACACAAGAACAGUGAAUUGCAGGUCAGCGUACGACCAAUUUUCACACUUAUUUUAUUUCCGCAAGAGUGACACAGAAGUUGUUUUGUCAGAAACAUUUUCUCAAACGGUGUCGAAAUGGUUUAAUGGCAAUAAAGACCUUUUAGAAAAGACAAAACACCAGUUUAUCUUGGUGAUGAUGAACAAGUUUACAAAAGAUGCAACCCUGAUAAAUCCUUUGCGAAACAAGAGGCCUGGUUUUGCUGGUGGACCUGAUGUGGACAAGUACGUGAAUCAGCUAGUUGACAAGAGCAAAGAAAGUUGCGACUUUUGUAAUUAUCGAAGACAGUCGGGGAUGGAUAGUUUUGGUUAUCUGGAGUCAAAACAUUCUGUGACUAUCGCUAACACGUUUAAAAUCGAAAGAUUUCAUGGUCUGGCCUUGUGGAAACAUCACAGUCCUUUGGAGUUCAACGAGGAUCAGUUUUUAGACCUUAUGGAAUUAUCUCAAAAAUGGUUUAGAAAAUGUUUUGAAGUGGACAAAUCCUUCACACUGCCAAGUUUGCUGUGGGAUAUUUUACCAAAGGCAAGCGCCAGCCAAAUACACCCUCACGCACACAUGUUCGUAUCAAAAGAUUUCUAUUUUUCUGGAUGGGAGAAAAUAUUCAGAGCAGCAAACGAGUAUAGAACGACUGAAAGUCGAAGUUAUUUUAGCGAUCUUGUUAAGAUUCAUACAAUUCUUCAGUUGAAUAUAACGUAUGGGGACGCAGUGGCCUAUGUGUCUAUAACUCCGAGCGUGUCCAACGAGGUGGUCAUUCUGAGCAAGCGACCAGGAAAUGAUCUUUUUAAACUGUUUUAUAGAAUAAUGAAAGCAUUCGUGAAGUUAAAGCUGUACGCCAUCACCGCGGGCGCUGUUUUCCCCCCACUGGAACCCACCGACUCAAGGAGAGAUGUUCCUUGCAUAAUAAGGAUUGUUAAUCGUGGCGCUGUCGACAAGAUGCGUUCAGAUAUUAGCUCGAUGGAAUUAUUCGGGAGCGGUAACAUCAAUGUGGACUUUUGGGACUUUAGGAAAAAGCUUCUUGAGAAUCUUGAAAAGUAAACUAGCAGUUCUGAGACCGAGAACAUGCAGUCAGUCCAUUGCCAUGACACAGUUAGAACACUGCACACUGAUGUCGGUGAGUCGAACAGGCAGCUUGCGAUCAAAAGUACGGAAGCGAGCCGACGAAAAAAUAAUCAAUACACAAAUCAACCAACAAUCGAAUUUAAAAAUUAUUUGGCCUCAUCAAACGAGGCUAUAUGUAGGAUGGAUUUUUAUUGGGUACAAACUUGUACAAUAUACACAAUACGCAGGACUGGUGGGCUUGAUAAUUAGCCAUCUGACGUAUGAAAUGUAGUCUGUUAUUGAUAAACCUGCACACUGCAUUAGCUUUUGUUGAUUUUCUGCCGGAUGUUGCGAAUAUUCGCAUAUUCAGGGUAUUCCAAUUGGCGAUCAAUAUUUUCCAAUAUUGCGAUCAAUAUUUCCAAUAUUACGAUCAAUAUUUUCCAAUAUUGCAAUCAAUAUUUUCCAAUA
Molecule: messenger RNA, 1893 nt
Organism: Dendronephthya gigantea
Lineage: Eukaryota; Metazoa; Cnidaria; Anthozoa; Malacalcyonacea; Nephtheidae
Exons: 18
Coding region: 97-1422 (441 amino acids)
Source: RefSeq, a predicted model, not a curated record